This is a messenger RNA of Diutina rugosa, 798 nucleotides long. It is a transcript of the gene CUP9, whose product is annotated as transcription factor CUP9. Gene Ontology annotation, molecular function: DNA binding. Lineage: Eukaryota; Fungi; Ascomycota; Pichiomycetes; Serinales; Debaryomycetaceae. The transcript has a single exon. Gene Ontology annotation, biological process: regulation of DNA-templated transcription. The record is from RefSeq and is a predicted model, not a curated record. The coding region runs from base 1 to 798 and encodes 265 amino acids.
AUGUCGAAUCCGGGUUUAACCAUAAUGAAUUCCCUGGCUAAAAUCUCGUUGCCCCCGAUAUCUGACAUUUUGCAACAGGCUACCCAACCGCUGUCGCCGCUGAGCUUGCGCAUCCCUCCUCAGCCGUCGUCGUUGGCGCUGUCGUCGUUGGCGGCGGCCGCCGCCGCCACCACGCCGCUGCCGGGCCCGCUGGUGUUGCCGCCGUUGCACCGGGCGAUGCUGACGCCCACCCUGCUGAUGGGGGGUCCGUUGCCGUCGUCGCUGUCGUUUGGCGUCGCGGGGACGCCGUUGGCGACCCCCGGCGCCACUCCCGCAACCGGGUCGAUGGGCGCUUUUGGGCUUUCCAACUACCGCUACGACUACUACAAGCCGGUAAACAACAUCACGCCGCCGCCGCUUUCGCUGGCGGGCGCCGCUGCGGGCAGCGGCCACCCCCAUCACCAUCCUCACCACUACCAUCCUCACAUAUCGGCGGCGCUGGCAGCGCCGCUGGCGCUGGCGCCGCAAUUGAUCCCCCCUGUGGCCGCGCCGGCGCCGCCGCUGCAAUACCUCCCGCGCAAGGCUGACGACCUGAAGCUCAAGCGCAAAACCCGAAACAACUUGCCCAAGGAAACCACCUACAUCUUGCUCAAAUGGCUCAACGACCACCUCAACCACCCGUACCCGAACUCGUUUGAAAAGAACCAAUUGAUGAUGCUGACGGGACUCAACCAACAGCAGUUAAGCAACUGGUUCAUCAACGCUCGCCGUCGCAAAAUAAAAAGCAUGAAGGAACAAAAACGGUUGAACGUAAUCUAG